CUUAAGCGUCCGAUCCGCUUUCAAACAGCAACAACAUCCAUUCUCAUUUAUGCACCUGCCCCCCACUGACAAGCCGCCACCAUGUCCGACCACUCAUACGGCCGUAACCGCGACUCAAUGGCCGACAUUGAGCUUAGCCUGAACAACGCCUUCGCCGAACACCCGAAAGCCACCAUUUCGGAAGAUGGCACCCCCAGCAUCCCGGCAGACGCGCUGGCCGACGUCUUUCGCUCGCUCGCCGCCACGUUCGGGGGAGUCGAGCUGAUGUCCGAAGAUGAGAUGCAGAUGCUGCAGGCGCUGGUGGUCGCGAACCCGGGGAUCGAGGUCACGCCCCAGCUCACACUCGGCUUCAUUGCGGCGAAGACAAAACACUCGACGCCCCCACAUACCCCCGACGCGCUCGACAACGACGAAGAAAUGCAGGUGGAAGACGAGCUCCGGGGGCGCGGCGAGGGACGAGAUUACGACGCGCGCUCGCGCUCGUCGAGUAGAGACUCUGUCGGCACGCACCGGAACCACAGCCGGCCCCCCUCGCGCGGCGGCCCACAAACCCCGGUGUCCGCCGCUUCCCCCUUCGACACCUCGCGGCGGCAGCGCUCAACCCCACUCGGUGGCACCGCACCCUCGAGCUGGGCUUCUCAGAAGCGUCCGCCCCAUCACCGGCGGAAGAGUGAUGCAGGAAGCAGAAGUGACUCGGAGUCUUCCGUCGGUCCCAGUGCCUAUGGCAACCGACCUGGGGGUAGAAGCCGAGCGCCCUCAAAUCCCACGUCGCCCUCGAUGGACUCGUCCUUUUCCAUCGGCUCGCCUCCCAUGGGUGCCCGUUCUCGGCCCCCCUCGCGCGGGGGCAAUCACCGGUUUGACGAUGCGGAUGAGUACGACUUCACUCUCCGCCAGGGCCUCAACUCGCUCCCCAUGCCCCAUGCCAAUGACGAUGGCUCGGACAGCGAUGACGAACAUGCAGGGGAUAUGGUCAUUCCGCGAUCGACGACCUCGAGCAACGUCAGCUUGAUGCCGGAUGAACAAAUGGAGGCUUUGCAGCGCGCCAACGCGGACCUCAUGCGCAAGCUUGCGGAAACGGAACGGCUGAUGCAGCGAAAGCUGGCAGAACACGAAGCUGAAUUUGAAGAUCUGCAGUUCACGCUCGAGGAAACACGCAACGAGCUGAGUGCAGCCAAGCGGGAGGAGAAGGAGCUCCGAGGAAAGGAGCGCUCCACCGCAGCGCAGAUAGCUGCCUUGGAAGCCGACGUGGUGAAAGUCUCGAAACAGCUGGAAACAUCCAAAGCAACCUACAAUAACCUGCACCGUCAGUAUGCUGACCAACUGGCGUCCACCCAAAAGUACCGCGAGGAUCUGCGUGAGCGAGAUGACGUCGCUCGGACUUUACGUGAACAGGCUGCGCUAUCAAACAUCGAGAUCCAGCGGUACAUCAAAGAGGCUGAAGCUUACGAGGACCGAAUCGCGCAUUUGGAGCAGGAGCUGGUUGUCGCGAACCAGGCCCACGUACAGCUAGAUGAACAGAAGCAGGAGAACAUGCUGCUGAAGGAGACGAUCGAUCGGAUGCGGUACGACUUAGACGAGAUGCGCAGCAACAGCGCGAUCCUCGGAGGAACGCCGAGCGGCCAGAGCAGCGCACCCAGCAGUAUUAGCAAGAGCCUCGGCGCCGAGUUGUUGGGCAAGAUGAAAGGCUGGGGCGGGAUGGACGGCGAGAGUGAGAACGAAGACGAUGAAGACGAUGAUUCGUCUACCCCGAAGGAGGAUGAAGACACUGAGGGCGAGGACGUGAUUCAGACGAUCAUCACGCGGAAGAAACGAAAGGUCACCAGCCGGGCGAACAAGAUCGAGACGCGGACGUUUGAAGAAGUGAAAGACUAUUCGGAUACGGGAACUCAAUAUGAACCAGAACUCUUCUUCGUGUCUGGAGGCUCACAGACUGAGAAAGUCUUGACUGCGUCCACGAUCAUCCAAACCGAGCCGACCGUGGAACAGCCGCCUGCACCGCCCGCUGAUACUGCGGAGAUGGAAAUCCAGACGGAGCCCGAGGAAGUCAAGGCUGCACCUGUCAUACCCGGGCCAAGCUCUGUACCGAUCGACGCGCCUCCUGCCUACAAGCAAGAGCUGUCCGCAGAGGAGCAGGCUGAGCACGACUGGCGUGUGACGGUCGCCACCCUGAAAAAGUACCACCCGGGAGCGCGCGUCGAGGAGGGUGUUCCGGGCGGCGUUUCUAUGGAUGCGCUGGAGGACUGGCGUGCGCUGAAAGAGGAGCUGGGUGUGUCGUGUAAGGUGGUGGACAAGAUCUUGGAGAACUCGCUGUCGACUGGACUGCCUCGUGUGCCGACGGAUGUGAACGCCCGCCGGCGGAGUGGCCGGUUCUACAACAUCUACAACACGUACGUUUACGGCGGAGGAUCGGCACACAGCAAUGCGAACCCGUUGCCUGCGAUUCCGUCGCCCUUCUUCUGGGUGGGCGGGACCGUGCUCGUGUUUCUGCUGAUCGGCCCGUCGUUGAUGAUCCCGCACUACAGUGUGCCGGGUGGGCCGACGCACUACGAUCGGGCGGUCUGGAAUAGCUUCAACACGAUGCACUAUUCUGGGGAGGGCUUCUCGAAUGACGGCGCUGACGCUGUCUGGAACUUCCUUGGCCGUGUCGGAGGCGGUGCCGUCCGACUCGCGCGAGGCUGGCCGUCCUGAACCGGCUGUACAUUCUUUCACGAUACCCCUUUCCACAUUCAUGUCCCUUUCCCUCUCCACCCAGCUCAUGCAUAUUGUCAUCAACACCCCUGAUUUAUACCUGCUCACCUUGCUUAUGACGACUGACGAUUCAUGCUGACGACCCCCAAUGUAACCUAACCCAUCCACCCGCUGUUGUGUUAUUGAUGUAUGGCUUAUGGUACCUAUACUUGUGCACCUGGACAAUCUCCAUAAUUACCGUACCUUCAUGUCGAUUAAUGCUCAUGUCCUUUUCACAGGUCAGGUCGCCUUCUGCCCACCCAGGCUUUGUAGAUAGUCUGUACAUAACAUAGGCACAAACAUCAGCACAUUCUUUACAAUGAAUACCGAUUUUCCUGUCGAAUUUGGCUGGGUGCGAAUGAUUAGUACAGGAGACUAUUGGCAAGAGCGGCGUAGGGACGACUGUUCAAACAGCCGAAAAUGAAACGCUAGCGAAGGGGCAAAAUGGACUAUACCGGAGUCGAACCGGUGACCUCCCGCAUGGACGCGUGCUAAGCGG
Molecule: messenger RNA, 3226 nt
Organism: Mycena citricolor
Lineage: Eukaryota; Fungi; Basidiomycota; Agaricomycetes; Agaricales; Mycenaceae
Source: the annotation of a GenBank genome assembly